AAUAAUAAAAAGAAAGAAAAAUAAAAUACUAAUUUUGAAAAAUCCACAGCUUCCCAACUGUAAAGCCAAAGCGAUGGGGAAGUUUACACUCAAAGUCCAAAUUCACUCAUCUUCCGUAAGCGCACUCAUAAUGUUCCUUCUCAAGGCAUGGAGAGCAACAUCUUUCGGUGUCUAUGGCUACCUCAACUUCACCAAAUCUGCUUUCAUUGAGCAUGCAAAAAAAUUCAAGUCGGAGGAUAUGGAAAUAAGAAUUGAAGGGAAAAAUUGCUUAGUAACCGGAGCAAAUUCUGGCAUUGGUUAUGCAACAGCGGAGGGCCUUGCGUCACGUGGGGCAACUGUCUAUAUGGUGUGUCGAAAUCAGGAGAGGGGAGAAGCUGCAUUAUCUAAAAUUCAGUCUUCAACAGGCAACAAGAAUGUGCAUUUAGAGGUCUGUGAUCUUUCGUCUGUUAGUGAUAUCAAGUCAUUCGCAUCCAGAUUUUCUUCAAAGGAUGUGCCUGUUCAUAUAUUGGUUAACAAUGCUGGCUUGCUGGAGAAUAAUCGAGUUACAACCUCAGAAGGGUUUGAGAUGAACUUUGCUGUAAAUGUAUUAGGUACUUUUUCUAUGACAGAAUCUAUGCUGCCAUUGCUGGAGAAAGCUGCACCUGAUGCAAGGGUUAUUACAGUUUCUUCUGGUGGAAUGUACACAGCACCCUUGACCAAAGAUCUUCAGUAUAGCGAUGACAACUUUAAUGGGCUGGAUCAGUAUGCUCGAAACAAGAGAAUUCAGGUGGCUCUUACUGAAAAAUGGGCUGAAAUUUACAAAAACAAAGGGAUUGGAUUCUACUCGAUGCACCCAGGUUGGGCUGAGACCCCUGGUGUCGCAAAUAGCAUGCCAGAUUUCAAUAGAAAUUUGUCAACAAAGCUUAGAACAAGUGAGGAAGGUGCAGACACAAUUAUUUGGUUGGCUUUACAACCAAAAGAAAAAUUGGUUCCUGGUGCACUUUAUUUUGAUAGAGCUGAAGCACCUAAACAUCUCAAGUUUGCAGCUACUAGCACCUCGCAUGCUUUAAUUGACUCUAUUAUCGACAGUCUACGUUCCUUAUCAAAAAUCUCUUCAUAAGUUUAACAAAAAACUUCAAUUGUGACAUCUAUAAUGUUUGGGGAACUUUUGAUGAUAAACUUUCUAGUUUUACUCAAAAAUAUUUUCUUAGAUAGCAUUGCAUGAAUUACUGAGGAAAGAUAGAGGAUCAUAUUAUUGGAUUUCCCUCUAAUUGCUUCAUGAAGCAUCAUAUACUUUCUGCCCUUUUUUACCCUUUGUUAUGUUUGUUAAUUUGUAAUUUUAUGAUAAUAUGAAGAAGGAAUGGUUAUAUAUAGUGGUAGAUUUUUACAAAA
Ziziphus jujuba (common jujube) is the source of this 1371-nucleotide messenger RNA. RefSeq lists its product as uncharacterized. Bases 74 to 1099 code for a protein of 341 amino acids. The record is from RefSeq and is a predicted model, not a curated record. The transcript has 10 exons. Lineage: Eukaryota; Viridiplantae; Streptophyta; Magnoliopsida; Rosales; Rhamnaceae.